Molecule: messenger RNA, 2040 nt
Organism: Cryphonectria parasitica EP155
Lineage: Eukaryota; Fungi; Ascomycota; Sordariomycetes; Diaporthales; Cryphonectriaceae
Product: cytochrome P450
Exons: 5
Coding region: 1-1545 (514 amino acids)
Molecular function (GO): monooxygenase activity; heme binding; iron ion binding
Source: RefSeq, a predicted model, not a curated record
AUGGCACUGCUCAAUCACAUAUUACCGUCUUCUGAAGGGACAGGGACGGGCAUCAAUGGACUGUCCUUCACAGGCCUCGUUGUCCUCCUUGUCCUAGGUUUUUCCGGAUACUAUUCAGUCACCACCUACACUACAUGGCGGCGUCUGCGACACAUAACGGGCCCGCGGUCUGCUGGGUUCAGCAAGUGGUGGAUGUUGCGUAACACUCUUGGUGGAAAUAUGCACCUAGCCCUCAAAUCGGCUUGCGAGACAUAUGGUCAUCUCGCUCGGAUCGGUCCAAACACUCUCGUGACGGAUGAUCCUGAGGUCAUCAAGCGCCAGUGGGCCGUCCGUUCCAAAUACACGAAAUCCGACUGGUAUGACGCCGUCCGGUUCGACCCCAGUCGCGACAACAUCAUCUCUAUGCGAGAUGACGGGCAGCACAAUGCGCUGCGAGCGAAAAUGGCUGCAGGUUAUGCCGGGAAAGAAAAUGAAGGUCUCGAGCGCGGCAUCGACAAGGGCAUCACAGCCUUCAUUGACAUGAUUGAGACUAGAUAUGUCUCGGAGGGGGCAAUCUAUCGGCCCAUGGACCUCGCCCGGAAAAGCCAGUACCUUACCCUGGAUAUCAUUGGCGAUUUGGCCUUUGGUAGGAAUUUCGGCCAUCUGACAGAGGACAAAGACGUCUUUGAGUACAUCGACCAGACCGAGGCCAGCAUGCCGGUGAUGAUGCUGGUGGGCGUCUUUCCCGUGCUGGCAAGGCUAGCGCAGUCGAGGUUUCUACGACGUUUCAUGCCCUCAGAGAAUGAUCCACACGGCUUUGGCAAAUUCAUCGGGGUGGCCAAGCAGGUAGUAUCCGAGAGACUCGCGUCCAAGGGCCCCGAGCGCAAGGACAUGCUCGCGUCGUUUCUGCACCACGGCCUGACGCGGGAGGAGGCUGAGGGCGAGGCGCUGGUGAACAUCAUCGCGGGCUCUGACACGACGGCGACGGCGAUUCGCACGACAAUGCUCUACCUGAUGAGCUCGCCGCAGGUUUAUCGCCGGCUAGCGCACGAGGUACGAACAGCCGCUGCGCAGGGACGUCUGUCGAGCCCGAUCACAGACGAGGAGGCGCGAAAGCUGCCGUACCUGCAGGCGGUGAUCAAGGAGGGCCUGCGUGUGUUCCCGCCGGUGACGGGUCUGAUGCCAACGGUGGUGCCGCCGGGGGGCGACGUGAUCCGUGGGGUGCCUGUGCCUGAGGGCACCGAGAUUGGCUGGUCUGCAUUCGGCGUGCAGCACAACAAGGAGGUGUAUGGCGUGGACGCGGAGACCUUUCGGCCGGAGCGCUGGCUUGACAUCAAGGAUGAGGAGCAGCUGCGCGCCAUGAUCAGCACCUGGGAGCUCGUCUUCAAGUACGGCAAGUGGCAGUGCCUCGGCAGGUCGGUGGCCUUGAUGGAGCUGAACAAGGUUUUUGUCGAGAUCCUCCGGAGGUACGACUUCGGCCUCCUCAACCCGCCCUCCCCGUGGAACUCGUUCAGUGCUGGUAUCUUCAUCCAGUCAGAGCUCUGGGUGAAGGUGACGCGCGUAUAAGGUGUCCAUGCAGUGUAGUUAUGUGCAAAUAAAGGGGCUGGCUGAGCGGCUGAGGCGCGCAGGUCUUAGCUGAGCAGAGCGUGUGCGUGGGAGAAUGGAGCUGGCGUCAGCACAUUUUCGCCUUGUUUUUUCUCCUUCACCCUUGCAUUCCAUUUCCGGUGGCCCAACCACCCAAGUCGAGCUGCCAAUGGUGUUGAUCCGGGGGUAGCGUAGGAGUCUCUUUGUUCCUUUUCCUUCUUUAGCAUACCCUCUUGGCUGCAUGAGCGAUCUUUUCUCUCUCUUCUUAAUCUCAUUCUUUUCUUUUUCUUGUCUAUUCCCCGAUCUUAUUGCCCCCAUCCCUCGAUAGCCCUCCUGCAGGCGUGGGCCCAUUUCUCGGGUGGGUGUGAGAGUUCUCUGCAGGCUUAGCUGGAAGGGGGGUUAUAGUACUGCCACCUAUGGGACCACAUGAUUACUAUUGAUGAGGUUGCCAAUCCAAUUGAGGAAGAAAGUUUCGAC